UUCUCUUGAGGCGAUAUCAACAGUUGAUAGGGUUAACAUAGUGUUACCAUCUGAUGUAGAAAGUUAUUCUGUAAAAAUAAGUGACAUCCUUCUUAAGUGUGUGGCAAGCUUCCGGUAUUCAUUGGGUAGUAUGUGUUAUAUGGGAGUUGAACCUCCUUUGAUGCAAUGA
This is a messenger RNA of Funneliformis geosporum, 169 nucleotides long. NCBI's taxonomy places the organism in Eukaryota, Fungi, Glomeromycota, Glomeromycetes, Glomerales, Glomeraceae. The record is from the annotation of a GenBank genome assembly.